AGCUCGAUCCUUGCUCCUGCCUCUCACAUGAACGUUAUACGAUUGUCUUUUUGUUAAAGUGGAAAUAGAGACGACAUCUGUCAUUACUAUGGACGCUGCUGAUGUAGGACGGUACGGCACUCUGCGAGUACUCAAGCGGCUGGAAGAUGACAUAGUCGCAUGCUAUCCUAUCGACGACGAGGAGGUGACCAUUGGCAGAGAUCCCAGCUGCAAUCUCAGACUCUACUACGAGUCGGUUAGCUCUCUUCAUUGUAAAGUGAUAUUCCGGGAACGCAAGGCGUUUCUAGAAGUAUUGGGUGCAAAUGGUCUCCUGGUAGAUGGAUGCGCCGUUUUCCCUGCCAGUUCUCCCAGCUCAGGACCCGUCAUAGUCCCACUUCCGAAUAAUUCAAUCAUCGAGAUUCACAAGAAACGGUUCCAGUUUUGCUACCCUCCAAAGGAACUUCGUCCGAUUCUGCUCUCUACACCUUCACGGCCAGAGCCCGAUGGCAAGUCACCCGGCAAACGAAAGCUACGAAUGUCGAUGAUCCAUAGCGCGCAAGUUUUCUCUCCAAGACCUAGUCCUAACCCCAGAGAAAACCUCCGAAUCUUGCAAACACCUCUAAAGACACCUUUCCGUGACGCGAAUAGACGCCAGAGCUCUCCUCUGAAGCGCGGGGUCUUUUUGGCCGAACCUGAAGAGGAGGAAGACGAAGACGAAGAUAUUGUCCUCGUUGAGACGAAUUAUCCCCGAGUUGUUGAAGAAGAUGAAGACCUUGUCAUUACAGAGCAUGUGGUAUUCAGGCCACCUCCCCCAGAGCCACCAAAGUCAUCUCAACCUCACCGAGUCGCGCAGUUUCCCAUCCCGCAAGCUGCUCAACCUCCACCACAGACGCAGCAAACUCCUAGGCGGAGACCUCAUUCAAGAGCGUCCUUGCACCGUGCCGUUCUCAUAAGAUCAGCUCAACGCACGGCUUUACGAAGAGAGAUGGAGGAGGAGGAAGAGGUAGAAGAAGUAGAAGAAACUAUCAAUGAACUCGAUGAAGAUGAGGAAAUGGAAGAACAGGACCUGAUGCAGGUAGAUGAAGAACCGAAGUCGCUUCCACGAGUCUCUGGAUGGAAGAAGAGUCUGGAGGUAGUGAAGGAAGGUAUUGGAUGGCCCUUCCGCUCAUCAUCCGUGCCACGCGAUGUUCAAGAGGGAGAUGAAGAUGAAGACGAACAAGGCCAGGAAGCCAACGAGGUUAAUGGUGGCGAAGGUCUCAUAGCUGCAGGAGAGGAGAAUGACGCUGAAGAACUGUUCGAGUUCUAUGAUAACACGCCACCUCCUCAAGGGGAGGAGUUCGCAGAGGAAAAGUUUUCGGAUGAGCUCCCUCUACCAGCUCCCACUUUCAGCAGCGCGGCACCUGCUCUUGGCAGGUUCAUGACACCCCAGGCUCCUCGGGUUGCUGACAGACUGAGGGAUCGUGUCCGAUACUCAAUGGGUGGUUUCAAUACGGCAGGUAUGAACGGCAUGGUGCCGGGUGCUGAACUAGCGUCCUCCACCGGGCCUCGACGAGUUAAGAUUGUCGAGCCAUGGAGAGUGGAAGAUCUUGUUGUGCCAUCGGAACCGGACGUAAAGGAAGAAGACAAACCCACCCACAUACCGUCAACUCCGCAAAGACAUCGUCUGACCGAGGAGGAACGGCGGGCUAUCCAAGAACGUCGCAGAAGUGCAUUGACUAUGCCCGAUACCUUCACGCCAGGCUCAAAACGUAUCUUGAGCCUGUCUCCAGUAAAGGCCGCUCCAAUUCCCGCUUUGAAUAUCAGCAUCAAGGAAACGAUUCAGGAACAACCGGAGGAAGGCGAAGAGGAUACUGAAGUGAUGCUAGCUCGCAUGAAGCAAAUGGUUGAUAGUGUCAAGAAACGACAGAGUAUGGGACUUCGACACUCAGUCGGGUUCGGCUUGUCUCCAAAGAAACCUGGACAGUUCUCUUUGUUGGCAUCUGACUCUGGUUCUCAAACGCCAGGGACGGAGAAGAACCUUUUCGACCUAGCGCAAAGGAACGACAAAGUUGAAGCUCUUUCUUCCGGCGAUACUGGACAUGAUGUGGAUGCCUUACUGUUAGGAUACUCCGAGGAUGUCAACAUGGAUACCGAAGAAGAACACGAUGUGCCACAGCAAAUGCAUCUGCAACCUUCUACGUUCCAGCCGACCGGCGUAAGGGAAUUCUUCCGAGUACCUGAUCAGACCGCUGUACACACGCCUCGGAUGGACGGUAUGAGAGAACUAUUCCGCACCGAACGAAAUACUGUGACACCUACGUUCGAGGGGAUCGGGGAUAUGCUUGCCACUCCGGCAGGCUACAGAGAGACCAUUCAACCUCAACCUGCAACUUCUGAUGGAACGCAAGACUCUGUAGUCGAGGAGGAGGGUCCCACCAAACCGAUUCAGAGUCGACUUAGGAAACCCGCCACCCUAGGUUCUCGUCUACCAGCCACACGUCGCACCGCACCUCGCUCUGCCCCAGCGCGGGGAGCAAGUCCUCUCGUACCUGAGGACGAACCAGCUCCUGCGGAGUCCUCGACUUCAAAGAUUGGACCACCGUCUCGCGUGACGCGCAAACCAAGGUCCAAGACGGUCAACAAUGAUAACGUAGCCACCUGCGCGCGUCAUAGCACGAUCUACCAGAGCCAGAGAUAAUGCUGAGAAAGAUGAGGACCAUAAGAGAACAAACUCAGCACCGAGCGCCAUGUCUACUGCUGAACCUGAACCCGAGGAGCCGAGUUCUGGUGUCCCCAAGCUAGGUCGUCGGACCAGGAAAACGGCUGAAACUUCACCUCCUACUGAGGACGCACCCCCCGCUAGGUCCCUGCGCAAACCUCGCACUGCCAGGACACCAGUUCCAGAAACAGCGCCAACUCCUUCCGAACCUAGGUCAACACGCCGUGGUACAAGAGCAAAGCCCAUACCAGUCGAGGAAGAAGAUGAGCUAGACGUUAUCCCUCGCGAACCAUCGCCUGACAAGGAACCUUCUGGUACAAAAGUUCGACGAAGUGCGAGGACGAAGGUCAAGGAGGAGGAACCUGAAGAUAGUCCAAUGUUGACGACUCUCGACGAGGUUCCGGAGCCAACAACCAAGGGUAGUCGAACGCGGAAGAUACCUGGGACCAAGACCAUGCUCCCCACCACCAGAAGCACUGGUCGAGGGAAGGCGGCAGCAUCUUCGAAGAAAGCAGUCGUGGAUGAGUCCCCUGCUUCUGGUGAAUCUGGAGAUAAGGAGAACACUCCAGAACCUGAGGAUGAAGUUGCUCCUUCGAACGGCAAGGCGAAAGUCACCAGAAAAGCGACGAGGGCCCGCGCUGCUACGGAGGAACGAGAGGAACUUACUGCUGGCGUUGGCAAAACGCGAGUGAGUAGAGCGAAAACGAGACGAUGAAGUGUGUGUUGAGUAUAUAGUUUUCUGUCUUCCCUUCUACACCCACUUUGUUUCUUUUAUAUGGAAUACCCCCUUGCAUGUCUGGGAACGAGUAAUUAUGAUAUAUUAUGUACGAGGAAGAAAUGAAUCAGGAGUGGAGUAGAGCGGAUUGCAGGAAUUUGCCUGAGGAGUUUCGUUGAUACAGAUUGAAUCGUUGUGGUGGAUAUGAAGGAAGUAAUACUGGUACACAUGCAAACGUCAACCGUUGACCAGAACGAUCGCAGAAUUAGUAGGUUUACGGAGAAUCGUUGACGUG
Somion occarium is the source of this 3687-nucleotide messenger RNA. The record is from the annotation of a GenBank genome assembly. NCBI's taxonomy places the organism in Eukaryota, Fungi, Basidiomycota, Agaricomycetes, Polyporales, Cerrenaceae.